AUGUCUUUUCCCUGUCUGGACGCUCUCGAGUCCCGAACAGCAACCCUCUCCAACAAACUCGCAUUCACCCCGCCCGAGCUCACCUCCCCGGAUCCCACCUCCUCCACAUCCUCCACCGGCACCGAAGGCGCAAACGAGCCCUCCUACGGCCGAAUUCAAGGCGGGUACAAAACCUACGAACACAAAGAGCCAUACCUCCUCGAUCACGGCGGGAUCCUACCGGGGUUCAAGAUCGCGUAUGAGACGUGGGGUGAACUCAACGCCGACCGAUCCAAUGCAAUCUUGUUACAUACCGGUCUCUCCGCCUCCUCCCACGCAAAAUCACACCCAGAAAACCCGAAAGCCGGAUGGUGGGAGCGAUUCAUCGGGCCCGGGAAAGCGCUGGACACGAAUAAAUUCUUCGUGAUCUGUACUAACGUCCUCGGAGGUUGUUACGGCUCCACCGGUCCUUCCUCACACGAUCCAAGCACGGACAAGCCGUACGGAACUACCUUCCCGAUCUUAACGGUAUGGGAUAUGGUCCGCGCGCAAUACCACCUCCUCGACCACCUCGGUAUCGACACCCUCUGGGCAUCCGUCGGAUCCUCCAUGGGCGGAAUGCAAGUCCUCGCAGCCGGAAUCCUCGGUCGACGACCCGACGGCACCAACCGCGUCUCCCGCAUCGUCUCAAUCUCCGGCUGUGCCCGCUCCCACCCCUACUCCAUCGCCCUCCGCUUCACCCAACGCCAAGUCCUCAUGUCCGAUCCAAACUGGUCCCGCGGUUUCUACUACGACAAAAUCCCCCCACACAUCGGUAUGAAACUCGCCCGAGAAAUCGCCACAAUCACAUACCGCUCCGGUCCAGAAUGGGAACUCCGCUUUGGGCGCCAAAGAGCGGACGAGAGCAAGAGUCCGGCGUUGUGCCCAGAUUUCAGGGUGGAGACCUAUUUGGAUCACCAGGGUGAGAAGUUUUGUUUGGAGUAUGAUGCGAAUUCGUUGUUGUAUGUUAGUAAGGCGAUGGAUUUGUUUGAUGUUGCGCAGAAGCAGCAGGAGGAGCUCCGUGCGCUUCGGGCGAAAAACGCGGAUCGUUUGGCGUUUUUUGAGGAGCAUGGGAGAUUACCGGAUACCGACGAGGUUGUUGAGGCGUGUACGUUGACACCACCAGCAAAACCCUACCAAGACCAACCAAUCCCAACUCCACAACAGUCCGCAACCACACAAUCAACAUCAUCUCUCCCCCUCCUCUCCCCCGACCUCGUCGCAGGCCUCGCCCCCCUCCGCCAAAUCCCAACCCUCGUCCUCGGCGUUCAAUCCGACAUCCUCUUCCCCGCCUGGCAACAACGCGAAAUCGCCGAUGCACUCAAAUCAGCGGGGAACAGAAGCGUAACACACGUGGAGUUGAGUGAGCGGGAGAGUAUGUAUGGGCAUGAUUCGUUUUUGUUGUUGGUUGAGGAGGUGGGGGGUGGGGUUAAGAGGUUUUUGGAGAGUAGUGGGGGAGGGGUUGUUGAGGAGGGGGUUGAUGUUGAUGCUAAUGUUGGGUGCUGA
Molecule: messenger RNA, 1524 nt
Organism: Saitoella complicata NRRL Y-17804
Lineage: Eukaryota; Fungi; Ascomycota; Saitoellomycetes; Saitoellales; Saitoellaceae
Product: homoserine acetyltransferase
Exons: 1
Coding region: 1-1524 (507 amino acids)
Biological process (GO): L-homoserine metabolic process
Molecular function (GO): homoserine O-acetyltransferase activity; L-serine O-acetyltransferase activity
Source: RefSeq, a predicted model, not a curated record